Punica granatum (pomegranate) is the source of this 1213-nucleotide messenger RNA. Lineage: Eukaryota; Viridiplantae; Streptophyta; Magnoliopsida; Myrtales; Lythraceae. The record is from RefSeq and is a predicted model, not a curated record.
AUGCCUUCUCCUCCCUGCCUGCGUCAUCGCCAUUCUCACUUUACUAGCAAGUUGCAGUAUCCAUUUCCUGGCCACCGUUGUGAUCGCGCGGUCCUUCUUUCCAGUUCCCGGAUUCUGCUAUUCGGCAGACAGCCAUCCUCUUCGCCGGGAGACAACCCAGCAGAGUUACCAAUCUGGAGAGUGUAUUUCCUAUAGGAGUUAAGGACCACUGUUUCCCCGCCCUGUCAUUCUUCUGCUUGCCUGUUCAAAAGGCAUUUGCAGGCUUUUCUGAGCAUCAAUAGAAGUGAAAAUGCAAGGAGCAGCUCAUACAUUAUUGUCGCAUGGAAGCAUGAUAAGGAAUGCAGUUCUGAAGCAUGUUCGUGUUGUCAGCCGACCUACUGUCUUCUCACGCCUCAUGUCAGUUUCAUCUGCCCGAAUGGAAGAACAUGGAUUUGAAAGCACAACAAUCGCGGACAUUCUGAAAGCAAAAGGGAAAAGUGCGGAUGGCUCCUGGCUCUGGUGCACCACGGAUGACUCUGUUUAUGAUGCUGUGAAGUCGAUGACUCAGCAUAAUGUUGGAGCCCUGGUGGUCGUGAAACCCGGAGAACAAAAAUCCAUUGCAGGAAUUAUCACAGAGAGAGAUUAUCUGAGGAAAAUCAUAGUUCAGGGGAGGUCGUCAAAAUCAACUAAAGUUGGAGACAUUAUGACUGAAGAGAACAAGCUUAUUACAGUCACACCUGAUACAAAAGUACUGAAAGCAAUGCAAUUGAUGACUGAUAACCGGAUCAGGCACAUCCCAGUUAUCAAUGAUACAGGAAUGAUGGGCAUGGUGUCCAUUGGGGAUGUGGUUCGUGCUGUUGUCAGUGAGCAUCGUGAGGAGUUGGACAGGCUGAAUGCUUUUAUACAGGGAGGCUACUAGAUAAUGAAGAUUGUGAUUGCGGUGAUGCUAACUAUGAUGAUGAUGAUGAUGAUGGUCUGCCAUUUAGUUUUUCUGUGCAACGUGUUUGUGAUGGUUGGAACAUCAGUGAGCAGACCGAGAUUCUCUUGUAUAUAUGGGUGUCCUUUUGUAGUCUGAGCCUUCAUCGUGCUGUUUGUGUGGCUUUCCCGUGUUCAACUACCUGCAGCAGGCAGGUCUUCAAUAAAGUUGUAACAGUAAUAAGCAUCGUGAUGUUCCUUCACAUUAUGUCUAUCUGCAAUUACAUCCGCACGGCUUUUUUUUAAAAGCUUAGGCUAA